Messenger RNA from Quercus lobata, 1590 nucleotides. Its product is annotated as putative disease resistance protein RGA3. The transcript has a single exon. The coding region runs from base 1 to 1590 and encodes 529 amino acids. Gene Ontology annotation, molecular function: ADP binding. The record is from RefSeq and is a predicted model, not a curated record. NCBI's taxonomy places the organism in Eukaryota, Viridiplantae, Streptophyta, Magnoliopsida, Fagales, Fagaceae.
AUGCUCAAUGAUGCUGAGAAGAGACAACUGACGGACGCAGCUGUGAAGCUUUGGUUGGAUCAGCUCAGAGAUGUGUACUACAUGAUGGAUGACGUGUUGGACAAGUGGAACACUACAAGGAUCAAAUCAGAAAUUCAAAAAGAAGAAGAAAGAGCUUUUACAAAUAACAAUCCUGCUGCCCUGAAGAAGAAGAAGGUACCAUGCUCAUUUUUACCCGCUCUGUCAUGUUGUUUUCGUCAUAUAGAUAACCUUUCUCUGCGUCGUGAGAUUGGUCACAAAGUAGAAAACCUGAAACAAACAUUAGAUAACAUUAUCAGAGACAAAAAGGCGUAUGGGUUUGACUUGACUAGCCAUUCACAUGUAGAAGUAUUUAAGCGACCAAUUACCACAUCCUUAGUGGAAGUGUUUGAUAUAAUUGGUCGUGAUAACUAUAGGGAUGAACUGUUGAGCAACUUGUUAGGCGUGGGUAGCCAGGAAGAAAGUAAUCCUCGUGUUAUCUCCUUAGUGGGCAUGGGCGGUAUGGGAAAAUCUACUCUUGCCCAAUUAGUCUACAAUCAUCCCGAAUUGGAAGCCCAUUUUCAUGAAAGAAUGUGGGUUUGUGUCUCUAAUACUUUUGAUCAGUGCAAGGUUGCCAAAGCAAUCAUUCAGGAAGUUAAACAUGAAUUAUCCCUCAAUGAAGUUACUGAAUUUGAAACUCUAUUGUGUGAAAUUCAUGAUUUAAUUAGAGAGAAGAAAUUCUUUCUUGUCUUAGAUGAUGUGUGGACUGAAGACUUUACAAAGUGGGAGCCAUUUAGAAAUGUACUCAAAUGUGGUGCCCAAGGCAGUAGAAUUCUAGUCACCACACGUAAAAACAGUGUUGCGGAGAUGAUGGCGAGUUCCUACACGAUCAAUUUGAGGGAAUUGUCCCUCAAUGACUGUUUGUUGAUAUUUAGUAGAAUAGCGUUUUCUAACACUAGUCCAAGUAGAUGUCGCUAUGAAAAAGAGUUAUGCAGAGAACUAGUAAAUAAGUGCAAAGGCUUGCCGCUCACUGUACAAACUCUUGGGUGUCUCAUGCGUGGCAAAAGAAGUAGAGCAGAGUGGGAGAUGGUUUUGCACAAUAGUUUGUGGGAAUUAGAAGAUAUUGAAAAAGGUCAUUUUGAACCAUUGCUGUUGAGUUAUAAUGAAUUGUCAUUGUUAGAAAAACAAUGUUUCUUAUUUUGUGCUGUCUUCCCGAAAGAUCAUUUAUUCGAUAAGCUUGAGUUAAUCAUCAAUUGGAUGGCACAAGGAUAUAUCGACUCAAAAGAAAUUAUGAAGAUGGAAGACAUAGUGGAAGAGUACUUUGUAAAAUUAGCCGUGUGCUCUUUUUUCCAUGAUUUUGAGCAAGAUGAGAAUGAUGGUAGAAUUAAAAGUUGCAAAAUGCAUAAUGUUGUUCAUGAAUUUGCAAAGUCAAUGACAAAAGAUGUGCUCUUCACAAUCAAUUGUGAUGACAAGGUUGAGAAAAACUUUAAAAGGGCUCAGCAAUUGUCAUUAAUAGUUAAAGAAACAGUUCAUAAGUCUGUUUAUGAUGCAAAAAAAUUUACGCUUUCUCAAUUUGAAUAUUUUGUCUUCUGA